Dichomitus squalens LYAD-421 SS1 is the source of this 3180-nucleotide messenger RNA. RefSeq names its product HECT-domain-containing protein. The transcript is spliced from 12 exons. Gene Ontology annotation, biological process: protein polyubiquitination; ubiquitin-dependent protein catabolic process. NCBI's taxonomy places the organism in Eukaryota, Fungi, Basidiomycota, Agaricomycetes, Polyporales, Polyporaceae. The coding region runs from base 58 to 3036 and encodes 992 amino acids. The record is from RefSeq and is a predicted model, not a curated record. Gene Ontology annotation, molecular function: protein binding; ubiquitin protein ligase activity.
CUCAUCUCUCCGGACUCAGUUGCUGUUUCCUACUACAUAGACUGUUGGUUACACACCAUGGACGUCCCUCUCUUUGGAGAUCAGCCCAACAAACGCAGAAGACACAUCAAUUUAGGCGGCAUCCACUCCGCCACUACCCACAACGACAUCCUCCAGGACGCCAAGCUUCGCAGAUCCCAGCGUGAGGAACAGAAACGCCGCCAAGACGCUGCUCUCCACAUACAGCGUAUAUGGAGAUCCCACCUCGCUCGCGCCGCAGUCAGGCAGUCCCUUCGCGCCACUUUUCUCCAAGAUCUCUCCUCUCUCACUGCCCUCCGCUGUCUUGUCCUUCUUGGCCAGGACGAGGAUGCACUCGGCCGCUGGUCCACCGUCAUCCUCGCUUCUAAGAAAGAUGUUCUGCUACAAUCCGAUCAAAGCUGGCUCGUACUCCUCCAGCGGGUCUCCACUAUGCUUCUCCGCUCCCUCUCUACCGACCCCCGCUCGCAGUAUGCACAGACUCAUCUACAAGUCCUCAGCCUGCUGCUUUCCGGCAACCCCAAACGCGCUGACGUCUCCCGAUAUCUCCUCUCGCAUGGGUUCUACUCCAGUCUUCGUCAAGUGGUCUUGCAACUCCCUGCACCCUUCAAACCCUCACCCUUAAUUGCUCCUCUCGCAGAUCUCCUCGCUGCGCCACUAUCCUAUCCAGAGCUUCUCCCGCUCUCUCUUCGCGAGCUCCUUUCAAAUAUUCUCACCAUCCCAUUGUUCCCGAAUCGUAUUCUGCCUGCUCUUGGACCGUUCUCUGCACGUCUCCCACUCGCAUCCAUCCAUGUUGUUCCACUUGACAUCAUCAGUGCUCCAGAGCUUCAAUCCCUAGAAUCCAAGAUACACCUCCUAGCUAAUCUCGUUGCAUUCAUGCCGCCUAGAUAUGCUGCCCUCUCUCCACCAGCAUUCGCCACAUACCUCCAACUAUGUGCGCUUCUCAUGAACGCCCUUCCGACGCACGCACUAGAGCCUCCAGAAGACAAACGAGAUGCCGCCCGUAACUGGGCUGAUGGCGAAUCUGAGGACGAGGAGGAGACCACCGUUGAGGUCGUAUCCUCUUUCGAGCCAAAGCAACGGCUUCCGCCACUUGACGACCGGACGCGUAAACGGCUAUUGAUCAUACCUGCAUCAGACCAUAUCACUUCGCUUCUCCGUGCCUCCCAAAACGAAAAUUUGCUACAGCCUGUCGUUGCUUAUUCUCUAGCGCUUAGCACCGUCUGGCCGUCCAGGAGGGACAGGGUGCUGAGCGCGAUUGUGAUGUACAAUCGAGGCAGUCUCGUCAAGGAGAUCUACCGGACGUUCGUUCGUAGUUCUCCUCUAGGUAGAGACGACGCGCAGUCGGAGAUUUCCAACCCCAAAAACGCACCUCACUGGCCACCACUUCUCCUCCUUGCCGACCUAUACACGCAAGCGCUACUUACGAUGGGCGACGAUGAGUUCUUUUCGACCGGAGUGACUCCGAGCGUAGCGCGCAACCCUCUUUCCCUUGACGAGCUGACGGGCUUCUCGCGACAAUUGCUCAACAUAGCGUUCACGCUGUAUUGGCGUGAGGACCCGAAUAGUGCGCAGGAAGCUGUGCCUGGCCUUGGGCAGGUCAGGUGGGAGAACGUCCGGGAGAAGGCGACCAAGUGCUUGCAAGCGCUUCAUGCUCGGGAUUCGAGACGACCGUUCACACCUCCAGGUCAUUGGUUGAUCACGGCUCAUGUGGACAUGAACACGUUCAUCAAAGCCGCUGUCUUUGAAGAACGCCAACUCUCGGUCCCUGAGAAUGGCCGCGUUGCUCCGCUGAACAAGCGUCAACUUGCCUACCUCUCCCCCCGACUUGGAGUGCUCAACAAUAUCCCCUUCGCUAUCCCUUUCGACGUGCGUGUAGAGAUCUUCAGGCAAUUCGUCCAAAACGACAUCGUCUCGCGCGGUUAUAUGCCGUGGCGCGGGCGCAUGGGCGCAGCGAAGAUCGUCAUCAGACGAGAUCAUAUCGCGCAGGAUGGUUUUGACAGGCUAGCGGACGCAGAUUUAAGAGCACCGAUUGCGAUCACUUUCAUUGAUCAAUUCGGCAAUGAGGAAGCCGGAAUUGAUGGUGGAGGUGUAUUCAAGGAAUUUCUUACCAGCUUGACUCGGGAGGUGUUCGACACCGAUCGAGGCCUGUGGUUGGCAACCAAGAAGAACGAGCUUUACCCGGCUCCACACUCAUACGCUACGGAACCGCACAGCCUGGCGUGGUACCGCUUCAUCGGUCGUAUCCUCGGAAAGGCGCUAUACGAAGGGAUCCUAGUUGACAUCGCCUUCGCUGGGUUCUUUCUCGCGAAAUGGCUGGACAAGCAAAGUUGGCUCGACGAUCUCGCAUCGCUUGAUCCCGAGCUCUACCAAGGUCUCAUGCAGCUCAAACACUACACCGGUGACCCCGAAGAGCUCUCCCUCAACUUCACCGUAGCGCAGGAGGAGUUCGGGGUAACCAAGUCGAUCGACUUGAUCCCGAACGGAAGCAAUAUUCCGGUAACGAGGGAGAACAGGCUGCAGUAUAUGUAUCUCGUCGCACAUUACAAGUUGACGAAGCAGAUCAAGAAGCAGAGUACGGCGUUCUUCGAGGGUCUGUCGGAAAUCAUCGACCCCAAGUGGUUAAGGAUGUUUAACCAACAGGAGCUGCAAAUCCUUCUUGGGGGAGUAGACUCGCCGAUCGACGUCGAGGACCUGCGCGCGAACACGCAGUACGGUGGGUUGUACGACGACCACCAUCUGACGAUUCAAUUGUUCUGGGAAGUCGUAAAUGAAUUGAGUCACGAAGACCGCAGGAAGCUGCUGAGGUUCGCCACAAGCUGCAGUCGGCCGCCGUUGCUCGGAUUCAAAGAGCUCAACCCCCACUUUGCUAUCCGAGACGCGACGGACGACCAAACCCGGCUGCCCACCGCGAGUACAUGCGUGAACUUGCUGAAGCUGCCGAGGUAUACGGACAGGCGGGUUUUGAAGGAGAAGCUCGUGCAGGCGAUCAAUUCGAAUGCAGGGUUUGACCUGUCAUAGUCGAAGUCGGAUAUUGCAGUCGUGCCGUGGUCAUGAGACAGGAGCGGGCAUAUGUGAUUAGAUUGUGGCGCAAAAGGAGUCAAAGGGGGAAACCCGAUGUUGUACAAUAUCAUACUUCAUGAGCACGAGUAGUUGCAUCCUAAA